Messenger RNA from Folsomia candida, 1765 nucleotides. RefSeq names its product G protein-coupled receptor kinase 5. Lineage: Eukaryota; Metazoa; Arthropoda; Collembola; Entomobryomorpha; Isotomidae. The transcript has 4 exons. Gene Ontology annotation, biological process: protein phosphorylation. The coding region runs from base 814 to 1587 and encodes 257 amino acids. Gene Ontology annotation, molecular function: ATP binding; protein kinase activity. The record is from RefSeq and is a predicted model, not a curated record.
UAAAAAUCUCGCAUUCCUCUUCCCUAUUCUCAUCCUGAAGCAAUGAUGGCCAGUCUAAAAUGAGAAAUCGCCACGCGGGAAUUUCAAGCUACAGUCACAGUUGGGCGACGGUGUUCAGUUUUUAUUGAAAAGAGGGUAGCUUUGAUUUGGAUUGUAGAUAAAUCGUAAUGUCACUUUUUUUUGUGUAGUUAGGUCUUUUUAAAAUUAAGCAUCGACUGCGCUUAGGUCUUUUUAGAAUUAGGGCGACGAUAAGUCACUUAACUAAACUAUGCAAAUAUCCACCCAUAAUUGUUGGUGUUCAAGUAUCUCCGCAAGUGCACAUUCAUAUUGGUAACAUCAUAUAUUAUACAUCCUAGAUCUUUGUUAUUUUUUUAAAAAAUAUAACGCCCUCAUUUUAUUGAUAUUUUGCCACAAAGCAAGAUUACGCCCCCUAUUUCUUACGUGAAAUAAGUAAAGUACGACGAUUAAAAAUAUUUUAGCUAAGAAAUAGGUGGUGUAACCUUGGUUUUACUUACUUACACUUACACCAGAAGUACUGUGUAGAGGAGUGACCUGGUAUUUUUGGUUAACAGCUAAGGCCAGUCUGUAUCUACGAUAUUUUUAACGAUUUGCAAAGUAAAUUCUACUAAAUUUACCAAACAGAAAAAGUUUCUCCCAACUGGGGAACAAGUCGCGGUGAAAUCUAUUCUUAAAAUUUAUAACGGGUCCAUCCUGGAAUCUGAAGUUCUUCAAUGUGGCAACAUUUCUGAUGCAAUUGUGCGUCUAUUGUACGCAUACGAGUCAGAUAUAUAUAUUCAUUUUGUCACAGAUUUGAUGCAGGGCAGUUUAUUGGAUUUCACCAAAUUACUUCGUCAAGACCAUGCAAAAAUUUAUGCCGUCGAGUUAGGACUGGGACUUGAAGCGUUACACAGUUUCGGAGUUGCUCAUCGAGACUUGAAACCUGCAAAUGUCUUCCUAGAUCAACAAUUUCACAUCAAAAUAGGAGAUUUUGGUUGUUCCGCUAAAUUGGGAGAGGGUAAAGUACGAAGGGAGCUUCACCAACUUGGCACGAAGGUAUAUUGGGCCCCAGAAAACUAUUGUAACGAUUGGACCCUUAACUCUGACUGGUGGGCGUAUGGUUGCAUCGUGUUUGAAAUGUUUACCAAAGGCAGAUUAUUCCUUACAAACGAAAUUUUACUGGAUCUUGAAACCAAAAACGUUUCAAAACGUUCUUUAUGGUUACGAAUCAUGGCAAAUAUGGUUGACGAGGAGGUCAAAAGUUUGUUAAAAAAUGUCUUAAAUAAAUCCAAAUUUAGAACCCCAUUCACAAAUGGGAUGCAAUUUUCGGGGCGUACGGAAUACUUGGGAGUACCAAUUCCCGUUGAUAGAUCAAAAAAUAUCCUAACACACAUACCAUUAUUGAAGAUAAACCGUGUAAACAAGGAUUCAGGAAGGAACGAUGAUGCCGCACUGCAAUUCUUCCAGAUGGAAAUGUUUGCCAGAAUUUUUACAAAUAAUACAGACUUUAGAAUUGAUCAAGAUUUUCGCUUCGAUCAUAAAAUUAAAAGUUGCUACCAAACGAAUUCAUUGAUAGGCCAGUUGUUCUAACUAAUCAGCAUUAAAAGAGGAAGUGAUUAAAUUUGCAACUAUUUGAAUUUACUUGGGAACACUUGGCAAUAAUACCUACUCUGCAAAGUCUCGAACCUUUAGCAAAUUAUAAGCAUCAUUAUUAAAUAAAUUAUUAUAAAAUAUAUUGUAAAAGCAAUAAAUAUGUUAUCUCCGCAUU